GGAACAUUUUCCAAACUUUUUGGACCCUGGCCGCCAAUGCUGGGGUCUUAUCGGUGACGUGUGGUUGGUCAACUCUGCUUAUCGGACCCCACCCCUUGGAGAAAAAAAAGUUGCUGAACCAUGAACGGCCAUUGAACUGCACUUCACUUUGCGAUUGAGUGCAUGCGCUGGAGCUUCGAGUGGCCGCAUCUCUCUCCAACUUGAACUCCCUUCCAUCCCAACAACCCACUCUCCAAAACAUCACCACCGUCGCAGCAAAGAGAGACCGCGGCAAUCUCUUUCUCGACAACUGUACAUAUAUCCUACAUCCAGUAUUCCUAGUCUCCACCCCCGCGAUAGACGAUCGAGACUGCACCCCUCCCGUCUCCCACCACGCGCCGAAAGGCCGACCGGAUUCCCACUUUGCGACGCGAUCGAAAUAUCGACAUCGGCUCUCCUCACGAUACAAUACGAUACCCAUAUAGCCGAAAGAUAGAAAGAAAUACACAACCAUGUCGUCUUUGGCCUCCCAGUUGGCCCAGAUCGCCACCAACUCGCGGUCGACGCUCAACACCAAGGUCCUCAAGGCCGCCCACUCCAAGUCAUUGAUCUUCGAGCCCCGCGUCGCCGCCACCCAGACAUACCCCGAGAUCUACUCGAUAUGCCUUGAAGGCUUUGAAGAGCUAUGCAACCUCGAUUCGCGCUUCGCCAAGUUCGCCCAGUCGCUAUGGAGCGAGCAGAGCCAGGAGGCCGACAGGACACAGAUGAGCGCCGCUGAGAACGCCGCCCUCGAUAAACAUGUCGAGGCCUUCCUCCACCUCUGCGGCAGCAGGUUGCGUCUCAUGCCCGCCAUCAAGGCCAUCGAGUGGUUGAUUCGCCGGUUCCGCAUCCACGAGUUCAACACCGCUGCCCUCAUCGCUACCUUCCUCCCAUACCACACCAUCCCGGCCUUUGUGACCUUGCUGUCCAUCCUGCCCGCCAACAUCCCCAAGGAGUACCGCUUCCUCGACCCCUACAUCCGCUCUCUGACCGCGCCCCCUCGCGCCGCCAUUGUCCAGCAAGCGACGAACCGCCCCGAGCUGCUUACCGCCAUCUCCCAGUAUACCCUCGAUUCUUGCAAGUACCAGAUGGAAUACCCCGGCCUCAUCUCCUUCUGGGGUGGUGUCAUGGUUGAAGCCACCAACGGUCUCCUCGACAAGUACCGUUCCGGCAGGAGAAGCAUUCAGAUCGAGAACGACAACGCCCUUAUGCAGCAGCUUGGCCCUGUCCUGAGUGAUGCCAUGGUCAUGAAGAGCUCCCCUGGUCUCCAGAUUGCCAGCUACAUGGUUGUGACUAUUCUUGCUGCCAAGGGCGGUCUCGCCGACAACGCUCUUACGGCCUUCAUGGACCAGCUCGUCCAUGGUUGGACUCCCGAGACGAUGCGCCCUGGUCUCGUCACCCUCUGCAUCAUCUCCCAGCACCGCUCCGCCAAGCAGCUUUCUGCCAGAGUCACCAAGGCUCUCCUCAAGGUUCCUGAGCUUGCCUCCGUUAUGAACGAGAUUGGCAAGGACCACAGAGUCGAUAAGCUGGCCAACGGCCUUGCUCUUGCUCUGGUCGACAGACUCCACAAGAAGGGUGAUGUCCGCAGUCUGCCUGUGGUCAACUCGCUACUCCUUGGCAACGUUCUCCGUGAGAAGCAGAUUAAGGUCGUCUACAAGUCUCUGUUGGUUGCUGCCCACAGAAUCAACGACCAGGUUGAUCAGGAUGGCGCGAUUCGCAAGGAGCUUGGCACCAUCCUGGUCAGCUUGUCCCAGGCUGGUGGUGAGGUUGGCGAUAUCGUCCGUGCUACCAUCGAGGAGGUUGACUUCGACAUUGAUGCUCUUGAGUUGACUCUUGGCGCGUCCAUUCGCCCCAAGCUCGCCGUUGAGGAUGCGCCCGAGGCCGCUGCUGAGGACAACACUCCCAAGGUUGACAAGGAGGCGGAACUCGCGCAGAACUUCGAGAAGCUCUCCAAGCUCAAGCCUCAGACUGCUUCGUGCUUCGCUGAAGAGCCUCUUGAUCUUCUCGAGGAGCUCUACUCGCUCUUCUUGUCCGUUGCUGCCGACGAGACCAACCUCUACAAGUUCGAUGAGGCCCCCGUUCUCAGCCGCCCCCAGGCCCCUACCAAGCUCUUCUAUGCCAGCUUCUACAUGCGUCUCUGGUGCGGUUCUCUUCCCACUUUGGCCAAGGUUGCUGCUCUUGACCGUGUCAAGAACCUCCUGAAAGAUGAGGAGUUCGCCAAACUGGACUUCCAGGCCGUCGUUCCCUAUGCCAUUGUCGCUCUUAGUGACCCCGCCAAGAAGGUCCGUCGUGCCGCUGCCGAGCUGGUCACUGUUCUGGGAUCUUUCUACGAGACCAAGCCCAGCAAGGCUCGCCGUGUUUGGGGCUCUGAGGGUCUCUAUGCCAAGACCGCUGCUGUCAGCUGGCUAGACUUUGAUGCUACCAAGUCCCUCCUCCACUCCGUCCUGAUUCCUUCUCUCGAGGAGUCCCUCCUUCACGAGGACCACAUCUUGGCUGCCCUCACCAACGCUCUGGAGAGCUCCAAGUCCAAGGACGGCGACAAGAAGCACCUGUCCCACGCUACCAGACUUGCCAUCUUCAAGUUCCUUUCUAGCCAUGUUGUUGGAACACCGCUUAUUGCGGUCAAGCUGAGACUCCUGCAGCCGCUCAACCAGAUCAAGAGCAUCUCCGGUACCUCCAGAACCGACCUACUCCUUCCUCUGUUGCAGUGGUGGGCCCGCCUGUCCGAGGCAGAGGCUCAGCAGCUCCUUGCCCGCGAAGCUGUGGAUGAGGCCUCUGUCAACAAUGCUUUCGUUGAUGUCGUCGUUGCCAACAAUGAGGCUGGUCUCAAGCUGAUCUUCGAACUCAUCAACAAUUCCAAUGUUGUUGCCCGCAACGGCCUCGUCCAGUCGCUCUUCGGCCGUAUCCAGAAGAUCUGGUCUUCGAUGAAGGCCGAGACUCAGUUCUCCACCGCUCGCGCUCUGCUCACUCUUUCUCAGGCCGUUCACCCUACCGCCUCAGAGCCAGACGUCGUUGCUACCGAGGCUACCGACGUUUUGCACAAGGUCGAGCUGACUACCGAUAUCCUGCUUGACUUCCUCGAGUCCCUGUACGAUGAUAUUAAGAAGGCUACCGAGAAGCCGGCGACCAAGCGUAGACGUGUUGGCUCGUCUGAGAAGAGCGUCGACACGCAAAGCCCUGCCGAUGUCAGCGCCAGCCUCAACAAGGCCACCUUUGUUCUCGAACUUGUUCAGGAGUCGAAGCCUGAGGAGCAUCCCGAGUUGCUUCCCAGCCUCUUCACCACUCUUUCUGAGCUCCAGCAUCUCCGUACUGUUGUCGGCUCUGAACUGGGUUACCUCCAGAGCCUGGUUCUCAGCAGUCUGCUUGCCAUGAUUCCGGCUUACAAGGACAGCAAGGAGCUCACUAUUGACCCCGCGGCUGGCCAUGGUGAUAUCCUCGCCUCCUGCAUCCAGCGGUCUUCCAGCCCCACCGUCAUCAACGCUGCCCUGCUGUUGGUUGCCAGCCUGGCUCGCACUGCGCCCGACGUUGUCUUACACAGCGUUAUGCCCAUCUUCACUUUCAUGGGCAGCUCUGUCCUCAAGCAGGCUGAUGACUAUUCCGCUCACGUUGUCAACCAGACCGUCAAGGAGGUCAUCCCUCCUUUGAUCGAAACCUUCCGCAAGAGCAGGAGGAACUUGGUUGCCAGCACUGCCGAGCUUCUUACCAGCUUCGUCGUUGCCUACGAGCACAUUCCUUCUCACCGCAAGCAGGAUCUCUUCAUCACUCUCAUCGAGAACCUCGGACCCGAAGAUUUCCUCUUUGCCGUCCUUGCCAUGUUCGUUGACAAGUAUGGUGCUACUGACAACAUGCUUGCUUUCACUGCGCAAAUCAUUGGUUCCUUUUCGGUGGAGAUUCAGCUGCAGACCCUCAUCAAGCAUCUGGAUCUCAUCAGCGACAUGUUCAAGCCCAAGCCUGUCCUCUCCGCUGCUCUGCUCGCCAAGGUCGACUCCAACUCCUCGCAGGAUGUUCAUGAGCUUGCUAAGAAGCAGCUUACCCUCCUCCCGAAGUUGCUUGCGAACCGUCGUCUGAGACGCGAGAUCUCCGGUUUGGCUGAGAAGGACGAUAUGGAAUCCGUCAAGAUCCGUGAGCUCUAUGCCCAGCUCCUCGAGGGUGUCCUCACGCUGGCUGGCACCGUCAAGGCCAAGAAGACCCUUCACGACCGCUGCGGCGAAGCGCUCUCGAACCUCCUCAACCUGCUGUCCAUUGCCGAGUUCAUCAAGAGUGUUGAGGCUCUUCUUGACCGUCCUAACGUCACUUUGCGUCAGAAGGUCCUCCGUGCCUUGGAGCACCGUGUGGACAGCGAGAGCACCAACAACCCCAAGUCGAGGGAGGCUUUGCUUGCUUUCUUGCCCCAGCUGACGGCUGUCAUCCGCGAGUCGGACGACAUGAGCUACAAGCACACCGCCGUCAACUGCGUGGACAAGAUCGCCGAGAAGUAUGGCAAGAAGGAUCUCGACGCCGUUGCCGCUGCUGCGGCCACCAUUGCUGGCGACAGCUGUCUUGGCCAGCCGUCUCAGGAGCUCCGCGUUAUGGCUCUUCUCUGCCUUGCGUCUCUCGUGGAUGUUCUGCAGGACGCUAUUGUCCCUGUCCUGCCUAUUGCCAUCCCCAAGGCUCUUGGCUGCCUCGAGGAGAGCAUCAAGGCCGAGAAGCCCGAUGGUGCGCUGCACAACGCUGCCUAUGCCUUCAUGGCCGCUCUUGCCCAACACAUUCCUUACAUGAUCUCGGGUGCCUACCUCGACAGACUCCUUGCCUGCUCCAACGCUUCUGCUGCCGCUGGUCUGGACGAGGAGUGCCGCGCCAACCGGGCUGACUGCCUCCAGUUUGUCGCCAAGCUCAUCGAGGGCAAGGUGCUCUUCACUGCCCUGGAGAAGAACUGGGUCAACGCUGCUGCUUCCGGAUACUCGGCUCUCGAGGAGUACCUCCACGUCCUUGGCACCGCUUUGGACAAGCACCCCAAGUCCUCCAUUGCCAAGAACACCGCCCUCUUCACCGGCAUCUUCCUCAACGCCUUCGACCUUCGUCGCAGCGGCGUCCUCUCUUCUACCCAGGAACUGGAAAAGAUCGAGCUCCUCAUCAACGAGACCUCUCUCAAGAUGAUCUACAAGCUCAACGACGCCGCCUUCCGCCCCAUGUUCUCCCACCUCAUGGAGUGGUCCACCACCGGCCUGCCCAAGUCCGACCUGGCCGGCAAGGCCCAGCGCCAGGUCAGCACCUACGGCUUCCUGCAGCACUUCUUCGAGAACCUCAAGUCCAUCGUUACCUCGUACGCCUCGUACAUUAUCGACUCGGCCGUCAAGGUUCUUUCUACUCCCCUUAGCGGUGACGACGUCCUCAAGACCCUCCGCUCUCGCGUCCUCCGCACCCUCACCAAGUGCUUCGAGCACGACCAAGACGGCUUCUGGCAGGCGCCCGCGCACUUCAACGCCGUCGCGCCCGUGCUGGUCGAGCAGUUCGGCCACGCCGCUAGCGCCGACAACUGCACCGAGGAUUUGGUGCUCACCGUUGUCGAGCUGGCUGCCGCCGCCGACAGCAAGGAGCACCACAAGGAGAUCAACUCGGCCCUGCUCAAGCACCUCCGGUCGGAGCAGGCGGCCGUCAGGUUGGCGGUCAUCAAGUGCGAGCAGGCCCUCACGGCCAGGCUGGGCGAGGAGUGGCUCCAGAGCUUGCCGGAGAUGUUGCCGUUUAUUAGCGAGUUGCAGGAUGACGACGAUGAGGUUGUGGAGAGGGAGAACAGGAAGUGGAUCGUGGCGAUUGAGGAGACGCUUGGUGAGGACUUGGAUAAUAUGUUGCAGUGAGGGGUUGCUGGGGGUAAAGGCGAUUGUUGGAAGAGUACGUAAUGUGAUUAAUGGUCACGGAACGACGUUUAUGUGUGGUAUAUGAUCAAUGUUCUUG
Molecule: messenger RNA, 5949 nt
Organism: Neurospora tetraspora
Lineage: Eukaryota; Fungi; Ascomycota; Sordariomycetes; Sordariales; Sordariaceae
Product: U3 small nucleolar RNA-associated protein 10
Exons: 2
Coding region: 492-5852 (1786 amino acids)
Biological process (GO): positive regulation of transcription by RNA polymerase I; maturation of SSU-rRNA from tricistronic rRNA transcript (SSU-rRNA, 5.8S rRNA, LSU-rRNA)
Cellular component (GO): small-subunit processome; 90S preribosome; t-UTP complex
Molecular function (GO): snoRNA binding
Source: RefSeq, a predicted model, not a curated record